AUGAAUUACGACAAGCGUGGGCAGUUUCAUAUAUCCUAUCUAAUGUCUAUACACUAAGGAAGAGAGAGAGAGAGAGAGAGAGAGAGAGAGAGAUGGAGGCAGAUCAGAGCACAAAUGAUCUAUACAGAGAGUGUCUGAGAAACCAUGCAGCCAGCCUUGGAAGCUACGCCACAGACGGCUGUGGAGAGUUUACACUCGAUGACACCUCUCCGGGUAGCCUCCAAUGCGCAGCAUGCGGCUGCCAUCGCAACUUCCACCGCAAGGUCACGUACAUAGCGACCCACCAUGGGAGAUCAUCAGGACUGAGCUACAGCAGCCGCGGCCUAGACCCCGAGACGACCACAACCGAUCUCAUGGAGUACAGUGGCGGCGGUGGUGGACGGCAGGCGGUCAUGGCGAAGGUGGAGUCGGGGGAGGCUGCAGAGAGAAACAGCUUCAGCAAGAAGAGGUUCAGGACAAAGUUUACACAGGAUCAGAAGGAGAAGAUGCUGGCUUUUGCAGAGAAGCUGGGAUGGAAGCUACAGAGAAAGGAUCUAGAUGAAGAGAUUGAGAAGUUCUGCAGAAGUGUUGGGGUGAGUAGGCAGGUGUUCAAAGUGUGGAUGCACAACCACAAAAACUCUUCAUCCUCCUCUUCUGCUUCUACUGGCAAUGCCUCCUCUCUCACUCAGUAGUAGAACUAGUAGUAGUACUUCUGGGAGAGGAUUCAAUCCUUAGAGAGAGAGAGAUUAAAGGAAGUUGAUAAUCUUAUUAUUUCUACUUUAUUUUUUCAUAUGAUCUUCUUUUGUUUGGUUGUAAUUUAUCCUAAUUUUUCUAAGGAAAAGAUGCAUAUCUGCGUUA
Carya illinoinensis is the source of this 837-nucleotide messenger RNA. RefSeq names its product zinc-finger homeodomain protein 10-like. Gene Ontology annotation, biological process: regulation of DNA-templated transcription; regulation of developmental process. Lineage: Eukaryota; Viridiplantae; Streptophyta; Magnoliopsida; Fagales; Juglandaceae. Gene Ontology annotation, molecular function: DNA-binding transcription factor activity; transcription cis-regulatory region binding. The transcript has a single exon. Gene Ontology annotation, cellular component: nucleus. The record is from RefSeq and is a predicted model, not a curated record. Bases 93 to 671 code for a protein of 192 amino acids.